AUGAUCAGAUAUCCAGGUUUUUGGUGGCUUCAAAGGUCGUUUAUUUUUCGGUCAGUAUAAAAGAGGGACUGCGGACUGCGGACCACGGACUGCGGACUGGGUAUAAAAUACGGACUAGGUAUAAAACGCGGACUCCGGACUGAGUAUAAAACACGGACUAGGUAUAAAACGCGGACUACGGACUAUGUAUAUAAAAACAGCUUUAGAAGGUAAAACUGAGAGAAAUAGAAAGCGGACUAGCAAAAACAGUAGUCCCAGCUUUAACGCUGUUCACGUAGUCUAUUCUUCCCAUGGAGAAGGAAGGUUAUGCCGGUACUCAAGGCAACUGAAAUUAAACUCUGAAUUUUAUGAAAAGAAGGAGUUUGAAGAGAUUUCAAUUUGUAGUUUUACACCAAUAAGAAGCACCGAAUUAAAAAAAAAUAGUAUUGGUAUUAGUCAGAUCAGUAAAAUUCUUAUCGGACGCCACAAUUCCGUUUCAAAUAAAGCCUUGGGAAUAUGAGGACUGAAUGAAGAACUCAGACGAGAAGGUCAAUGCGAUGCACAAAGCAGUAUUUAGGUGCGAGGGAUUACUCACAUACGUGAAUAAUAACCGAAAUGCGUCAUUCAACGUUAUAUUCUAAGUGAUGAUUAUGAUGACAUGAUUUACACCCUGCUCCUGAUCCCCGGAAGGGGGUACUACUGGGAAUUCUUCGUUGGGGUGUAGUGCCCGGUUCCCCGAAUCCUGACCUUAUUGCAGACCCAAAAAUUGUCAUUUUCCACACCCGUUUUCAGACUAGAUCUCUAAAAUCCAUACCCAUUUUCGGACCUGGCCUAAUUUAGCCUGUUCCAGGUUCUCAGAUAGUUGGGGAGACUCCCCAGUUUUCUCCCGUUUUAUUUUCGUGUUUUCGCUUUCUCAAUUCAUCGGACCCAACUAUCUUAGAGCCUUGAACAGGUUAGGUAUGAUUAGGCAGAAAUUUUGUCAUCAUUACCAAGUUAGAGCGGAAACAAAAAAAAUUCUCCAAAUGCAUUUCGAAUUCGCACAUUUCUAUUUCGUUCUUAUUCAUUUGGAAUUGAAACGAUAAAUACGUCCAUUCAUGUACGCUCCCGUUGUACCCUCGAAAACCAUACCCGAUUCCACACCAAAAUGGGCAAAGUGUUUUCAGACCAAAAAGGCCCAAAACUCCUACCCUUCCCUUAUAUAAGGGAGUACCCCCCUGAUCCUGACCCCUUUCAUGAUUGUUAGAGACCAAGACAAGGUCUAAAAAUGGGUGAAGAAAAUAGCAUUUUGAUCCGGCUCAUGAUUCAGAGAACCGGGCGGGACACCUCCACCAAGAAUCUAUAAGAGUAUUUACAACUUUAACUCACGUGUCUUGCUAUUUAGCGAUCUUUUGAUCUUAUUUUUCCUUACCUAGAACCAAUUUGCACGGUUUUUACCAAAGUAGUCCGUAGUCCGUAUUUUAUACCCAGUCCGCAGUCCGCAGUCCGCGUUUUAUACCUUGUCCGUGUUUUAUACCCAGUCCGUAUUUUCUAGUCCGCGUUUUAUACCUAGUCCGUAUUUUAUACCCAGUCCGCAGUCCGUAGUCCGUAGUCCGCAGUCCGUAUUUUAUACUGACCGGUUUAUUUUUUCAUGGAGCGACUGUCUUCAAAAGCUAUGUAACCGCGCCAUUGUAAUAUCCAACAUGGCGACCGCCGGCCCCACGGUCUGGUAUCAGACAGUGCUGAAUGUAAAGCCUAAAUCUCGCGGAGUUCAUGUUAUUACGGACGAAAUAGAAAAAAUACCAGAACUCAAGAAAUACAAGGUUGGCCUGGCUCAUUUACUAUUGCAACACACCUCGGCAAGCAUAUGUGUGAAUGAAUGCUGGGAUUCUUCUGUGCGCCACGAUAUGGAGAUGAUGUUAAAUCGUCUGGCUCCGGAGCAAGGGCCCCCAUACAAGCAUACUAUAGAGGGGCCUGAUGAUAUGCCAGGUUAAAAAUCUUUAUAUCAUUUCUUUCUUUUUUGUUGUGUUAUCCCUAAAAAUGAUUCAAGGCUAAAAGUUUAGUGUAAGUAAUACCUGCAAAUCAAAGGUGAACCAAUCAGGAAUUUUUCAUACAAGAAGGGGGGGAGGGGGGGAGGGGUCAUGGGUCUCCACUAUGAAAGUGGCAGAGAGGCUAUUAAUUGUUAACUUUCACAUGCAUGUAUGUGACAUGCUUGCAGAUCAAAAAUGUCAAUCACAUGUACAUGACUCAGGACUGUCAACCCAGCACAUCUUCAAAUGUUGAGAAUUGAUAGGGAAGGGAUAAUAGAUGGUGUCAUAAUGCAUGGCACAUGACGUCAUUGAUGAUACAAAAAAUGCGCAAAAAAGAUGUUGUUGGAAUUGUACCAUUUGAUCUGAUUGGUUUACUUCCCUUUUAUUUUUUCAGACUUCUUUACGCAAUUGCAUAAAUUGCAUUGACUGCGACAAUCAUUACUUCAUUUUCAUUUAAUUUCCACAGUUCAUAUAUGAUAUAUUUCAUAUAUCAUUAACACUCAUUUCUUUCACGGGAACAUAUGAACCCACAAUUGACCUGCUCCCGACGUCAGUGGCUUCAUAGCUCAGUUGGCAGAGCAUCGCACCGGUAAUCGCGAGGUCACGGGUUCAAACCCAGUUGAAGUCCUGAAUUUUUUUUUCCAGGCUUCUUUACGCAAUUACAUAAAUUGCCUUCACUGCGACGAUCAUUUCUUCAUGUUCAUUCCCAUAUAUUGUUGCUUAUUUUAAAAUGGCAUACCGGAGUUUGUGAGGAAACGUUUGAUAUUAACAGUAAAAAUAAUAACUCAAACAACACAAAAUAUCUGAAAUUUCAUUGUCAGAAAGUCAAAUCUACAAGACAUGGCAAACUUUGGCGAUUAUCCGGGAGAUUUCAGACUCUACUCUAGAGACCGGGACAAAUGGUUCAAAAUCUGGAGACUCCCGGAUUAUCCAGGAGAGUUGACAGCACUGAUGACAGUUUCAUGCGCUUAACUCUUAAUUCUCGCCAAUUUAACAUGCACCCAAAAUAGUCCCUGAAAGACUUGAUCUUGGCGAGAUCUCAUGUUUACUAACCUCGAUAACCUCAGCAAGAUAUGUGUAACCUAAAAAUGAUGGGGCCAAGGCUUUUUGCUUUGCACCACAAAUCAUUGAAAAAUCUUUGUUAUGUUCAGAUGUUGUUGGAAAGUCAUUGCCACUGGAAGUCAUUGAGUUUUUUCAGAAAUUUGGUAAUAAUAUCAUGGAUACGAAAAUCACAUAAAAUUUGACUUAGAAACAGUUGGCAGGUGUAGGAUGCUCAUCAAAAAAAAAUUAAAUCCUUACAGUCAAACCAGGUCAAGCGUACCCCCCAAGAAUACAUUAAUGAAUUUAUUAUUCAAAAGUUGAAUCCGUUGCUAGUUGUAGAUUUCAGAUUGAUCUCUGCAUUCUUGUAUGUGUAAUGAGCCGUGAAUUCACACGCGAGGCAGUUAUGAAAUUUCUACCAGCUUCAUUUUCCUGAAAUUGAUGUAAAUGUCUUCUAAUAAGCUUAAUCCAUCCAAAGAUUUCCAAUCUGACCAAAUACAGAGAAGUUCUCGUAAAAUAUUCACUGCUCAUUACACAUGCAUAAAUGCCGCUUUGAAUUUGACACCAGUUACGGGAACGACUAACGGAUUCAUUUUUCAAAUAAUCAAUAUAUUAAUAGAAUCUUGGGGAGUACACUUGACUUGGUUUGACUAUAAAAGAGACCAUUGCAUUUUGGUUAGUUAAAGUGUAUGAGGAAAGUAGUGGUGUCUCCUUUUUAUUAUCUUAUCUAUCGACUAUGACUUUGUAUUAUGAUUGUAUUUUAACAGCACAUGUCAAGACUGCACUCGUGGGACCCAGUGUGACUAUCCCAAUCACAAAUGGAAAGUUAAAUCUUGGAACCUGGCAGGGAAUCUGGCUUUGUGAACAUCGGAAUCAUGCAGGUUCAAGGCGAAUUGUAGUAACUCUUCAAGGAGUUCAAUAA
Porites lobata is the source of this 3945-nucleotide messenger RNA. The record is from the annotation of a GenBank genome assembly. NCBI's taxonomy places the organism in Eukaryota, Metazoa, Cnidaria, Anthozoa, Scleractinia, Poritidae.